Setaria italica (foxtail millet) is the source of this 924-nucleotide messenger RNA. RefSeq lists its product as uncharacterized. The record is from RefSeq and is a predicted model, not a curated record. Lineage: Eukaryota; Viridiplantae; Streptophyta; Magnoliopsida; Poales; Poaceae. Gene Ontology annotation, molecular function: DNA-binding transcription factor activity. The transcript has a single exon. The coding region runs from base 71 to 658 and encodes 195 amino acids.
UAGCUACUGGUAACCACUUUGGUUCUUCUGCGGAGUAGCAGCUCCUGUAGAUAUAUACCACUAUAUCAGAAUGGACUCCCCUCGCGGUGCUCCACCUUCUUCCGGCGACGCAAGCAGCAGCGGCGGUGGCGGCGACGACAACAGCAACGGCAACGGCGCGCGGCUGUUCCCGUGCCUGUUCUGCAGCAAGACGUUCCUCAAGUCGCAGGCGCUGGGCGGGCACCAGAACGCGCACAAGAAGGAGCGCGUCGCCGGCGGCGGCGGCUGGAACCCCUACGACACAUCCUACGCCGCCGCGCUCGAGCUCGACGAGCUCGCCGCCGGCAGCGUCGUUGUGCUUCCCGCCACGUCGACGCUCGUGGCGGGCGCCCCGCACUGCCGCGGCGCUGGGGAGGCGUCGAACUACAGGACCGCCGCUGACGACGCCGCGGCGCUGCGCUUGGAGCUGGAGAGGUGGACCGGCGCCCACGCGCCGCCGCAGCAGGCGGCCCUCCUGCGCGACGCCGGCGCCGCCGGUCACGACCGGGGUGCCGGCCUGAUCGAUGACGAGGUGCUCAACUGGACUAGGGGAACUCAGGUGAUGUCGGCAGCGGCCUCCAUGGCGGCGCCGGACACCUCCGCCGCCGGCGAGGAGCCCGACCUCGAGCUGAGGCUGUAGCUAGCUCGAUCGGCGACGACGAGCGGCGCGUGCAUGUGCUGCUGCAGCUCAAUCAUCCGAUCCACCACCAUCCUGUAAAUUGUACGAUUGCCCAGCGUUGUCGAUCAGUCCUGUACGUUUUCUCUUGCUUGCUUGCUCUGCUGUUGCAUGAUGUGCAUGCUUGUACUAUAUGGACGUAUGAUGAUACUGUAUACGAUUAAGAUGCUGCUGUUUGUGCAUCUCUCAUUUUUUUCUACUCUAUUUAGCAAAAGUUUUAAAGUUAUCUA